GAGGAACGCCCAAUGGCUCGUGGGCGUCGGUAGAGCAAUGAACGAAAACGAGAACGUGGAUGUGUUGCUCAAGGACUCGAGGACCAGGAGUAAAGUUGCUCUACGAAUUCCUUUUAAGCCCGAGACGUUCAAAGCCCAAUCCUUGCUCGCUAGGUUCCACAGUUCAAGAAAAUCCGAUAGUGGAAUUAAAAGUGAGGUCAAGACUGGGCGGGGGAGGCGACGGGUCAAGACAGGGAACUUCGAGGUCAUCUCCAGCGCCGUGACCGAGUCUGAAGAUACCUCGGCGAGCCUCCCAGAUGACCUCCACCAAAGCCCCCAGGUGACCCCAGGCGCCGUAGGGGGUCACCAUGGUGUUGGGGAUGACCUGGGGCGAGUCUUCACGAGGUGCUUGUCAGAGGAGGUCACACUCACGCCCACGGGAGGUCAGAGGGUCGCGGAAAGUCUCUUCGGCACUUGGCCUGGUCGUCCUCGGAAGCUCAAAAGCCUAAGAAAGAGAUUACUGGCCUCAGGAGUAAACUCUAGAAUCACACCCGACAAUGACCCCAAGGCAAGGGACAGCGACGAGACCCAAGAAACUGCCUGCCUGCUGCCCCGAGCGAUGGAUGACACCCCUAGGGCAGACCUUGGUGAUGGCACUGUGCCUGAGCUGCCCACCAAGACCCCUGAAGUGUUAGGUCAAAACGUGUCGCUCGAUGACCUGCUGGAGUCCCUGCCAUUGAUCUACGACCCGUCCACAAAGCAGCUGUGUCUCGGGACCUUAAAGAAGACCCAGAAUGAUGGUACAGGGAAAGGGAUGUCCGGUAAAUCGCCCAUUGAUGAAAUUGACCGUGACGUUCACCCAGAAAAACAGAAACUCGGGUCUGGGAAAGGAGUUAGUGAGGAGACGUCGGAAUCUCAGGAGGGAUGUGUUAGUGAAGUGGGUGAGGUGCCAGCACUGCCCAAAGCCCUGGAGAUCAUACAGGAGGUGGAGGAGAAUGCGGAAACACUUAAGCUCAUUGAAGGCAACAGCCCCCAGUCAGGCAAUGUGAGUGGGAGCUCGUCGCUUGAGAGAGGAAAUUACGACGGGGUUCGGAACGGCUUGCAGAGGAUCGGUACCAGUAACUCCCUCUCCAUUACGGAUGCAAGCUCCUUCUCAAGCCUGUCCAGCCUCAACACGGAGCUCUCGGCUUAUUCGGCAUCGGACAGCGCCGUGUGCCUGGGCUCCCACCAGUCGGACACGGGCUCGCUCAGAGACUUUGUGCUCACCGAUAAUGAUGGGAAGAGCAAGAAAAGAGGGAUUGCUGACUUUCUGACGAGAAACCUUUUUUCAUGGCGGAACAAAGACGGUGGAGGGGGGAGCGACGGGGCCUCCUCCACCUCCUCCUCCUCCUCCCCAGUGCCUUCCUCCCCCGUGGCCUCCUCUUCCCCUGGGUGGAGGAUCUUCUCACGGCCCAGCGCCCGGCUCUCUCCCUCCCCAGAUUUUCAGGGUCGUAACAGUGAGAUGGAGGCGGGCAGCGUUGGCCUCAUCAUGGAAAACCGCCCCACCAACCUUCCUGCCAAGACCGCCGGGGAGCAGCUGAAGCAUAAACUGGAGUACCAACGCAUGGUCUCAGCGGCUAAGAAGAAAGAGUUGCGGGAGGCCAAGGAGAGGAAGAAGGCGCAGGCCACUCUUCAGCGUCAGGAGGAACAGCUAGCGGUCGCCGUGGCCACGUGGAACUCUGAAAUACUACCCAAGUGGGACGCCAUGCACACACACAAGAAAUGCCGGGAGCUCUGGUGGCAAGGUCUUCCCUCGUGCGUAAGGGGCCGAGUCUGGGAGAUGGCCAUUGGGAACGACCUCAACAUCACGCCUCAACUCUACAGCAUCAUGGUACAGAGGUCUGUGGACAAGCUGGUGAGCCUGAGUGAGUGUGGCAGCAUGGCCAGUCAGGAGGACAUGACCAACAGCGACUCGGGUGACCAGGAGGUGACCAUUGACCUCAUUCGCCUUGAUGUGUCGCGCACGUUCCCGCACCUCUGUAUAUUCCAGAAGGGUGGGCCGUACCAUGACCCUCUCCACAACAUCCUGGGGGCCUACGCAUGCUACCGGCCUGAUGUUGGGUACGUCCAGGGCAUGUCCUUCCUGGCGGCCACUCUGCUGCUGAACAUGGAUGAGGCCAAGGCCUUCAUCAGCUUCUCAAACUUGCUAAACAGGCCGGCACACAUGGCGUUCUUCAGGGUCAAUCAGCCCAUGAUGUGUGCUUACUACCAGACCUUUGAGACGCUCCUCGCUGCCAACCUUCCUGCCCUAGCCACCCACCUACAGGACAUCGGAGUCACGCCCGACCUCUACGUCCUGGACUGGCUGCUGACUGUGUUCUCGCGUCCCCUGCCCCUCGAUGCUGCCGUCAGAAUAUGGGAUGUGUACUUGAGGGAUGGAGAGGAGUUCUUACUGAGAGCUGCCAUUGGCAUCCUCAAGCUCUACGAGGAGGUGUUGAUGACCCAGGAGUGCACCGCCACCGCUGCUCAGUUCUUGACCCGCCUGCCGGAUGACCUCUGCGCCGACGCUCUGUUCCGGGCCAUUGCAUCCGUCCGCACCUCCGCCCACAAACGCACCUUCACACAGGUCCUCCAGGAACACAUGGAUGCGAUGUCAGCCACGGAUGUAUGAUUGCGGGUGAAUUCUAUGCCCGGGUGUUGGUCCUGUGAGAUUCAUGGCUUGGUUUUAGGAGUUAUUUUAUUGUUUCGACUUAUGGGAGUUAUUGUUAAAAGUCGGUACGUAUUUCUUUCUCUUAAUUUUAUAUAUAUCUCAAUCAUUUAGUUCAUUCAUAUAUCAGUUAUCAUUAUUAUUGUUGUUAUUACUGUUGUUUUUAUCUGGUUCGUGGCUUCCUUUCAUCAUUUUUUUCUAGUGUCAUUUCCACCGAUGAAAGUUUUAGUGCGAAUUUAGUCAUUAUCCUGUUUUCUACUUCAUCCUUUUUCUGUGUUUUUUCAAGUAUCUCAACCUUUUACUUCAAUAUUUUAUCAUCAUCAUCAUCAUUUUGUUAACCGUCUGUGUUCACUCUUCCUGAGCGGUUGGACGCUUUAUGGCUCUCCUCCAUUCUACUCUGUCUCCUGCCCAAUGCUCAUCCAGUCCCAUCAAUGCCAAGUCUUCCUGUAUACACCUUCAACACGUUUUCCUAGGUCUACCAGCUGGUCUCCUUCCUUCUUCCUCCAAUCUCUAGAAAACUCCCAGCACUGUAUCCUCCCCUGCUCUCUUUACAUGUCCAAACCAUCAGAGUCUUUCCCUUCUGAGCACUGUUUCCAGGUCCUCUAUUCCACAUCUGUUAGCUAAAUCUGCUCUGGACACUCUGUCUUGCCACUUUCUUUCAUUCUUUUAUAUCAUUGUCAUUUGAUUCAUGGUAUAUUUUUAGCUCUUUCUGAUAUAAUUUCUAAUUUCAAAGGUUUAAGUCAGUACAUAUAUUUUCUCCCUCUAUGAUUUUUUAGUAUCUCAACCUCUUAAUUCAUUGUUAUGUUAUUAUUAUCCACUUCUUGGCUUAUUUUUACCAUUUUUUUCUAUUUCCGGUUUUGAAAGUAUUAGUGAAUCAUUUUCCCUUUUUUUCUCUGUGUUUUUCAAUAUUUCAAGCUUUUCAUUCAUUGUCAUGCCAUCACUAUUGGGUUGGGUGACAUGCUUCUUCGUAUUCAUGGUUCAGACGUCAUCAAAUUCAUCUAUGUAAGGCUAUGUGAGAAAGGUCUUGAGUCUGGAGUGAGUGGACAUGUGUUGCCGUAUGAACAAGUAGCGAGGAGACCGUCACCACGUGUUUAGGCGUAUAAAUGGGUUGUGGAAGGUAGGAUCUUACGUACGAAUUACACUAGGAUAGGGUAUUUAUCAGCACCCUCAUAAACAAACUGCCUGGGUCCAAGGGUUGUAUUAUAAGACAUUUCUAUGCCCACGAACACCAAUUUGACAAGGCUUUCAUAGGAGUGGUUGGCAUUUCCAGGAGUAGUUUUAUGACCCUGGUGGUAGUUUGACCCUUCUUCUGUACCAUGAACCUUAAGAAACACUCAUUAGAACCUGACUGACUCCCUCUUUGACCUUUAGAGAUACUAGCCUGAGUGACAAUAAGUGUAAUUUUUAACCUACCUGCCGUGACUGCAUCGUGUAAUUAACGGAAAGUGGGGAAGAGGCAGCACAGGACAGCUUCAUGAUAUUGCAAAUUCCUCAGUUAUCAUUUUCACCGAGAGGGAUUUUACUUCUAUCAGUCCGGAAAAUGGUAUGAACUCUUUGGUUGUGGUUUUUUACUCUGCUUUUUGCUGUUUUUUGUAACUUUCCGCGAGAUUAGUAACAGAGGAAUUCAUUUUUGUGCUGUGAAAAGUAAUUAAACUUAUCAUUGUUGUGUUUUUUACUGUACUCAUGAAUUUUUAGGUAACUUUUUCAUGAGACAGGUAACGGAGGAAUUAGUUUUGUGCUCUGAACAUUUACUGGGCUUGAUUUUGUUGUGUUCUGCAUCAUUAACGGGAAAUUUGCCACCCAUGAAAACCCGGUUACUCUUCUCUGUGACCUUGGGAAAUGGACGUAAUGGGAGCCCAGUACGUUUAAGACCUGAUUAAUUUAACGUUGAUAUAGGAUAGAGAACACAACGCCACUUUUGAGGAACAGGGAGACAUGUUUUCAUAAUAGCAGGUUUUAUUUUUCGACACUUAUUUUUAGCUGUCUGCAGAUUACAUCCUUUUAUCUUGCCACUCAUUUUAGAACUCAUUAUCACCAACUUUUUCUCACAUAUAGGCAAAAGGAGGGAGAUGUUUUUGCAUUGAAACUGGUGUGUAUAUUUAUUUUUAUUCAUCCGUAUGAGCACAAUGUUUUUGGCUCAUACAUCCUGGCAGAGUGAGGAAGUGCAAGGCUCCACUGUAGAAGUAUUUGCAGUCAUGUGUUAUGGUGCCUCGUGUCUCUACUAAAGGAGACGUUUUAGUAUUGAAACUCUUAUAUAUAUUUAUCUUCUUGAGUCACCCAUACGAGCGCAAUGUUUUCAGCUGUCAGACAUCCUGGCAGAGUGAGCGAGUGCAAGGUUCCUCAGUAAAAGAAGUAUUUGCAUGUCAUGUGUUAUGGUGCCUUGCGUAUCUUACUAAAGGACCAACACUCCAGAUGGUAGACUUUCCCUUGGCUACCUGUACUGUUCAAUAGAGGAAGCUCACACCUGUACAACACUUCCCAUAACUCAAGGCUGUAAAUAUGGUGCAGACUCCCCUUUGGUUCUGGACGCCUCACAUGGAUUGAAUUUGAAUACACAGAAGUUUCAUAUGCAAGACCUGUUCCUCUGGUAUUGGUUUAAUUUCAGAUAUUGUUUUUGCCAUUAUUUGUAGAGACAGUAAGAAGAUAUGGAAUGGAUUGAAAUUGGAUACACAGAAGUUUCAUAUGCUCGAUCUGAUCCUCUUAUGUACAGUUAGUUGUAUUUGCUUCAUUUCAGAUAUUUUUUGCCAUUAUUUCUAGGGAUGUUAAGAUGGUACCGAAUAGACUGAAAUGAAUACACAAGAUUUACAUAUGUUAAUCUCAUCCCACAGAUCUGAUUCACCUGUAUAUAGAGUUAGUUGUAUUUCUUUCAUUUCCGAUAUCGCCAUUAUUCGUAGAGACAUAUAAGGUGACACAUAAUAUUCAGUGGAUUUCUAUAUAGCAUCACACUUUUCUUUAAGAGUAUACUAAUCAUACAACUGUGAUACCUAAAUACUCAUUCACAUUUUUUGCAUUUUGAGAUAAACACGACAUAUUUGUUUAUGGACUGAAGCUUCCAUGUUUUGGUCCAACAGCGAAUCUCAUUUUCUAUGCAUAUCAGCUGAUUAACAUUUUCUUGCUUCUAAUCUGAACAUUGAUGGAGGCCGACAAUCACUAAACAUUUGAAGGUUCUAACACUCAUCCGUAGCUUCCUAAGUAUCAUUGAUUUAUCUGAGAAGGUUUGUGAACUCAUGUUGUAACCUUGCGUUAAGGCGGAAUGUAUAAUUACGCAUUACGAGAGAUAUUUAUGAGAGUUUAUGUAUCGUAUGUAAAAGUUGCCCAUUUUUUGCCCACGGAUGUCUUGUGGUAGGGUAGGGUAGACUGUUUUAUUUUGUUCUUAUGCAAAUGAAAACCAGAGAUAGAGAUGCAGUUUAUAUAUGAAGGUUCACAGCAGAGUUUUGGAUACUAAGACCUUGUUUCAUCCAGUGCUGUGUCGAGUACGUGCGUCUGUGUCACCCUGAACCUUUUGUAUGUGUAACGUACAUAUAACACGACCAGAGAUAUUGAGAUACAGUUUAUUUAUCAGGGUUUAGUGCAGAGUUUUGCAUACACAGACCUUGUUUCAUCCAGGGAUAGAUUGAGUACAUACGUCUGUGUCACCCUGAACCUUUUGUAUGUGUAACGUACAUAUAACACGACCAGAGAUAUUGAGAUACAGUUUAUUUAUCAAGGUUUAGUACAGAGUUUUGCAUACACAGACCUUGUUUCAUCCAGGGAUAGAUUGAGUACAUACGUCUGUGUCACCCUGAACCUUUUGUAUGUGUAACGUACAUAACACUACCAUUCAGUAAUUCCUGGACCAAGCUGUGCCAUCCUCACCAAGGCCUGUCUGCCCCGCCCACAACACUUCCUUGUCAUAGAGAAACGUGAACUCUUCUGCCGUGAAAACUUGGUACAUAGCUUAAAACAUUGAUGUCCGAUUAGUAUAUUUGAGUGCAGUUCCCGGCACUCGUAUAAUACCUCUCCAGGACUCCGAGUUUAUGCAAAAACGAAUUACGAAUGCAUGAUCUAUAUAGGCUACUCCUGAUACGGAUAUUAGGUGUUAAUGGAAAGGCAGAAAGCAUUAUAACAAGCGUUCCUAUGUAUUACUCUACCAUACAACAAUAUCCUCUCGUAUGCAAGUCAACUGGUGUGUCCUAUAAGCAUGUACUCUUACAAUAGGAAUGUGUAUUUAUAUGUACUCUUGAAUUUUAUCCUGUUGGCUAUUAUCUCAUGAGCUUUAAUUCAAUUGCACACUCAACCUGUGCAAUACAUAUGUAGAUGAAAUAUUAAGACACAUAGAGGAAGAAUAUUAUGUGUUAAGUGAAAUACCUGUAAUAGCAGGUGAAUGGUGUUUGUAGAGGAUAUGUGCAUUGUGAAACUUACACAUAUAUUAACUAUUGAAACUUCUUGAUAUAAUGAACUACAACCUGCUGCAGCCUUAUACUAUGCUGUGGGGAGAAACUGCAAAUACUAUCAUCAUUAUCAUCAUUAUUAUUUAGUAUAUAUUGAUUACGGCAAAUAAACUGAGCAUAAUAACAGUGUGAGUGAAGCAGGCAUUGAAAAAUCUGAGUAUACGAUUAUAUAAACAUACAUAAUUUUCAGACGUAUAUAAUAACUCCGCUCCAUCGUCCGUGUUGUGAGCAGGGACCGAGCCUUCUGGGUGCUGGGGGGGAGCACGAUAGCGAGUGAGAGGGUUCGAGGGCAGCAGAACACCACUCUAUAGGUAUACUACAUUUUAGGGGAAGAACUGUAUAGGAUGGGCAGGGGUUUUGUGUAUAGAUAGGUGCCUUUGAGGGAAGACAAGGGCAGAAAGGCAUAAGUGGAGAUUGAUAGAAUGUCUGGGGGAAAUAUAUAUUGAAAAAGUUUUCUAUAUAUGGUGUUAGGAGUGACGAGGGACAAGGGAAAGACUGUAUAAGGUGGGAAAGUGUCUGUAUAUUGAGAGAUGUGUUUGAAGGAAGACUAGGGCAGAAAAGCAUAUGUGGAAAUUGAUAGAAAGAUUAAGGAAGAUGUAGAGUUUAUAAGGCUUCUAUACUGAGUAGUAGAGAUGACAUGGAUAAGGGAGAGACUGUAUAAGGUGGGAGGGUGUCAAUAUUGAUAGAUGAAUUCAAGGGGAAGGUUAGGGCAGAAAGGCAUAAAUGGAAGUCAGCAGAAUGAUUGGAGGAAAUGUAGAGUGAUAAAAGGCUUCUAUAUACAGUGGUAGAGUGUGUCCCUAACGUUGAAAUACCAUGCAUAUAUAUAUUACACUCACUAGCUGUCAUUUCUGUAUAUUUUGCGCUGAAUAAUUAUCUACAUGAAAACGUUCUAAUCCGACUCUCAAUGCUCAAACUUAUUUUAUACGAGUGAGGUAGACAUACUGAAUUUAGGACUAUACAUACACAUAUACAUACAUACAUACCUACGUUGUUCCUUAGGAAAAUGAAGUUGUUUGAGGAUACGUAAUUACGUGAUUCUGUGAGCGUCAUGCGGUGAAUGUGUUCAGUGUGUUAUCAUCAUUCCUGUUGUCCAUUAUAGUCCAUCAUUUUUAUAUAAUAUUGUCCACUCAUCUGUGUUCUAUUUUAUACUUGUUGCAUUUUAAAAGACUUUUGGUCACUAUAAAUAAAAGGAGCUUUGUUU
Molecule: messenger RNA, 8296 nt
Organism: Eriocheir sinensis (Chinese mitten crab)
Lineage: Eukaryota; Metazoa; Arthropoda; Malacostraca; Decapoda; Varunidae
Product: TBC1 domain family member 12-like
Exons: 9
Coding region: 38-2629 (863 amino acids)
Source: RefSeq, a predicted model, not a curated record